AUGGCAUUAUUUUCUAAUUCAAAUACUAUAUCUGAAAUAUCCUUAACUUGUCAAAGAACAUAUAAAUCAUUGUCAAAAAAUAAUUCCGAUAAACCUAUAGGAAUUCAACAUAAAUUUGAAUGGACCGUUCUUGUUGGUAUUAUUGCCUGUCAUAUUUCAGAUACCGGAGAAUAUGAUAUGACGUGUAUUUCACUUGGAAGCGGAUUGAAAUGCCUACCACAAAGUAAACUUAGUAAAUUAGGAGAAUUGGUUCAAGAUAGUCAUGCCGAA
Molecule: messenger RNA, 270 nt
Organism: Funneliformis geosporum
Lineage: Eukaryota; Fungi; Glomeromycota; Glomeromycetes; Glomerales; Glomeraceae
Source: the annotation of a GenBank genome assembly